AUGAGCAAGAAAGACUAUCUUGGCAAAGACUUGGAUGGCUUAAGGUCAGUCCAUGAUAGCCAGUUUCAAGGUUGGUUUGUCCCAAAGAGAGCAGAGAAAUGGGAGAUACAAGUUCCAAAAGAUAAUGAAGACUGGUCCAGACGGCUCAAACCGAGAAUUGGCGUCCAGACCGUGCGGAACGGCCGACCGAGGAACAUCCGUACCACGAUUGGCCAAUGUCCGGACACUCCGUCCAUCCCGCCUGAACGCAUGGCCAAGCUCACGUACCGAUCCGGGAAGCAUCGUCCCGCGGUCGACCCAUUCAUAGUCCCGCACCAUAGGCCGCGCACGACCGCACCGGGCGAGAAAGAGGGCAACGCCUCACGACCGUGCGGCACAACCCGUGCCACACGCACGACCCAUCCGUCUGAUCAGGAAGGCCUCGUCCCACGUCCGGCCGAAUCUCUCGACCAGUAUCAUCCGUCCGGCCGAACCCGACGAACAAACGAAAAAUCUCUCGGCCACGAUCGACCCGACCCUGCCGACAGCCGAUCAUCACCCGAUAGCCGGCCGAACGUCCCGACCGACCGUCCGAACGGUCCGGUCGACCCGAAGCCGUUUUUGAAGCCCGUUUCACACAUUUCAAGCCCAAUUACACUACCGACUUAUUAG
Microthlaspi erraticum is the source of this 651-nucleotide messenger RNA. The record is from the annotation of a GenBank genome assembly. Lineage: Eukaryota; Viridiplantae; Streptophyta; Magnoliopsida; Brassicales; Brassicaceae.